AAUCUGGUAAACAGACAUGGAAGCACCAGGAGAAGACCUCCUUAGAAGCUGAACACUGCAUUCGUUUCUCUCCCACCGUCCUCUUUGUCAUUCACCCCGUGCAUCCAGUUGCUGUUCACCGACCUGGGGACACAUUUAGAGCUCCAGUACCCAGGGCCUCGAUAUCCUCUCUGGUGUGUGCCAGCCUGCAAACACUAAAGCCGAUGAGGAUUGGCUGAUCACAUUAAAAAUAAACUCCUUGUUUCUUGUUCUAUCAAGCGGAAAGAAUGUCGGAAAGGGCCGAGGAUGACGUCAGGGGGGAGCAGCGCCGAGCGGCCAGGCAGCAGCUGAAGCAGCAGCAGAUCCAGCGGGGAGAAGGCUCCACAGCAAUGGCGACUGUUGCGGAGCGGAGAUCGCUGCCUAGUCCUGAAAUAAUGCUGGGACAGCCUUGGAGCAGCUGGGUCGACGCCGCCAAACUCCACGGACACGACGGUGCUGAAUCGGAGGAAAGUUUCAAAGACUUAGGGAAAAAUCGAGAAGCCAUGCGUUUGUGCAGAGAAGACAUGCCCAUAUUUGGUCAGUGUCCCGCACAGGACGACUUCUACCUGGUGAUGUGCAGCCACUGCGGUCAUGUGGUCAAGCCACAAGCCUUCCAAGCACACUACGAGAGAAGGCACAGUUCCACCAGCAAGCCGGUCUCCACGUCGCCCUUCCCGGUGUCGGGCAGAAACCGAAGUGCCGGCAGCGGACUGAGCUCGGGCUCCGUGGCCGGAGUUCCAAGCGGAGGGAUCCCCGGCCGAACGUCCAGCGCCCUCUCCAGCGUGUCGUCGUUGUCUUCGUCGUCAUACUCCUCCAAUCCAAAAUUUCCGAAAUCAGCCAAAGACAAGCUGCAAACCAUUCAGCGAAGACCUACCCACUCCACGUGCAGGACGGGCUCGUCUGACAAAAUCCCAGCUGUGAAGGUGGAGAAGAUGAACCUGUCAGCGAAGCCGCUGCAGGCUCCCUCCGCCCCCGCCGCCGCCACUUCCUGCUCCUCCUCCUCUACGCCCUCUUCUAACACCACUGUGAGCACUGCCGCCAUCACGACUCCCACGUCGUCGUCGUCGUCCUCAUCAUUGCCGUCAUCAUCAUCAUCAGCCCUUAAACCAGGCCUUAACUGUCCCCCCAUACCAAAGCCUCCAUUGCUGGUUUCUGGUCCCAUUCCCAACGGCAAGGGCCUCCCCGCAGACAAGAAGCAAGACAGCAGCACCAGUAGCAAACGCCACGUUAACAAGAAGGUCUCAGAGCGUGAGUUCAACCCUGAUAUUCACUGUGGCGUUAUGGAUGCUACAGGUCGGAAACCCUGCACAAGAUCACUAACAUGCAAGACACAUUCCUUAGGCCAUCGGAGGGCCGUGCCUGGACGACGGAAGCGCUUCGACAUUUUGCUGGCAGAACACAAGAACAGAACGAGAGAGCGGGACAGGGAACGAGAACUGCACCAAACCCAUUCCCAGCAAACUGCCCCUCUCAGGGACCCACACCCCUCUCCCCAGCUCGCCCCUAGCCAUGACACCCACCCGGUUUCUCAUGGCAACGGACCAGCCCCUGAUACCACGAAGCCUUUGCCACUCGGAAAGCCCAAAUUUCACAGUCCUGGUCUUCCACGACUGAACAACAGUCACGCUGGAGGUUCCUCUGGAGAUCCUUCGGUAGUCCACGAGUCCCUGCACCAUCCCCAGCCCACCCCAGACGUUUUAUCCAGACCCUCAAGCGACGAGGGGGAGAACGAGGAGCGGGAAGAUGGAACGGACAAACUGGACUUUCUCUAUUCAGGUUACCACCCACGACCGGCAGCUUACUGUACCUUUGGAAGUCGACUGAUGGGGAGAGGCUUUUACUCCUUUGAUAGGCGGUGGGACAGAGUGCGAUGCGCCCUGACCACCAUGAUGGAAAAGCACGUUAACUCUCAGAUGUGGAAGAAAAUCCCCCUGGCCUUGGAGAAUUCCUCUCUCACAUCCCUCCACAGGACAAGCACAAAUUCCCACGGUAGCACUCCCUCGUCAGGCUUCCUGAGCCCCCCGGCGACCUUGCCCCAAAGCCCCUACAGCCAAUCUGUCGAGAGCAAGUCAUCGCUCUCCUACGGGACCACCUUAAACGCUCACAGCUCCCUCCAGGGCGGGCCUGAGCACCCGGCCUAUGGCACCACGCAGGCCAGACAAGUGUCUUCGUUGCCGCAGAUGCCUUCAGCCCACUUGUCCUCAUCCUCGUCGUCUUCAGCUGCUUCGCUAGCCUCCGGCCGAGCGCUGAAGUCGCGUUCAUCCAGCAGCAGCAGCGCCGCUACCAAAUCAUCUUCCUCAUCCUUCAAGCCCAAGGAGCUCUCCUCUGGCUCCUCUGCGCCCGUCGUACCGAACUCCACCAGCGGGGGUAGCGCCGGAGCGAACAACAGUAGCAGCACUAGCUUCAGCUCGGGAAAGAAGAGGAAGAACAGUUCUCUCCUUUCCUCAUCCCAUUGCUCUUCUGACUCCUCUUCUUCGUACGUCGGUGCCCCUUCGUCAUCCUCCUCCUCUUCGUCGUUCAAGAAGAACUGUGCAAACGCGGGCAGCUCAGGGAGCACCUACCACCACGGCUCGUUGGGAGCUUCGUCUUCGCUGUCCUCCUCCCACAGUGGCGUUCACAGCGUGGGGCUGAACUGCGGCCCCAGCGUGCGGACCAACUCGCUCAGCCUCAAGGCGGAGCCUUCGGCGGGCGGCUCGUCGGGGCCGCCGGCGCGGGGCCCGCCCUCGGGCAGCCCCGCCGAGUCCAUAAAGCGCAUGAGCGUGGUGAUGAACAGCAGCGACUCGACACUCUCUCUGGGGCCGUUCGUCCACCACCAGCCCACCUCGUCGUCGGACCACCACGCCAACUUCAGCCACCACUCGGCAGACGGUCGCCUGGAGGCCAAGAAGCGAAAAAGCUCCUCCGCCUCCGGCGGCGUCAACAGCGGAGGCGGAGGUCUGGGUAGGGACGGAGCAGCAGGAGGAACCGGACCGGGCCGGCCCAAAAUGACCAAGUCCCCCGCUCUUAACAACAUCCACGGGAAGCACAGCCGGAGCAUUCCAGGGACGCCGGGUCUGCCCAACAACUCUCAUUUACAUCAGCCAAAAGCUCGUCCCUGACAGCGACUUCCUGCCUCUGCGUUGGAAACAGGCGGACAGAGGAAAGUCCAGAGUGGUCUGCAAUCUGUUCUGGACUGCACUAGGCCUUGUGAAAUAAAAUCCACAUGACUCUCAGCUUCCCACAAUCCUCAGGGUGGAGAUGAUCUGGACUGCCCAGUGAAGUAGAUGUGGUCCUUACUAUUUCUCCCAAAGCCAUGUGUGCAUCAGGUGCGUGUGUGUGUGUGUGUGUGUGUAUGCGUGUGUGCUUACAAAGAGGUGGGCAGAGAUACUGAAUGCAAAGCAGAACCCCCGCGCCCCACCUGCGCCCCUCUGCCCCACUAAAUCCAAGAGGUCUUCCCAGCUGUUUUGGAGAUGGAGGGAACACAACAAGCCGAUCUAUUUCCGUUCGAGUUCAAGAGCGAGUGUGUAAACGUGCGUGUGUUUUUAUUUCUUUUUUAUAUUACUCCUCCGCCCCCCUACAUGUUAAAUUCUGCUGGAGUCCCCAGCUUUAUUCCACCCCCAUCGCCUGAUCUCAGAAGCCUUGCAAGGAGAGCCGGAGGAGACUCAACGUUUCUAAUUCCAACACCUUAAAUCACAACAUAACUACUUUUUAAAAUGUCCGUUACUGUCCGACGCGUUCGGUGACCGAGGGUUACACGCAGUCGCCCCCUAGCGGAUAAUCUGGUCAACUCUUCUAAUCAUCCAGAAUAAUUAUGCAAGUGUUACCUUUUUUUCUGAUUUCUAAUGAGCUUUGUUUUUUUUUUGUUUGUUUUUUUUUUUUUAACACUGGACUACAAAGGGUCUUUGUAGACUUGGUGAAGACGGUUGUGCUUUUAAAUGUGAAAAAGGACACCUGAUGUGCCCGUUGGAUCGGUUCUUUUGUCAGCGAGAAAAGCCUGUCCCUGAGGGGACGUCUCAGUUUCCUGAAUCUAUACAUUGUACAAGAAAAAACAAAAACACAAAACACAGCGACAGUAGACCUACCCUCCCACCCCCGAACUGUGAAGCGCACUAAAUAAUUGUGCUUAGCUGUCCACAAAGCUCGCCAAAAAAACUGCCACAGCUUUGCCAACUACUUUCUAUUAUAAGAGGAGAAGGGUGGGGGUGGGGGUGUGGGGCAGGGGAUCGUUAAAGCCACAACUUCCCUACUGUAUCCCUACAAAGCGGUGUGAAAUUCUCAGCCAUGUGUGGACAGAUGUGAAUUGUAAUGUUUUCCACAUGGAAUCAGGUAAAUGGUACGUCUUAACUGGAACAAA
This is a messenger RNA of Poecilia latipinna (sailfin molly), 4351 nucleotides long. RefSeq names its product ataxin 7 (gene atxn7). The coding region runs from base 267 to 3116 and encodes 949 amino acids. The record is from RefSeq and is a predicted model, not a curated record. NCBI's taxonomy places the organism in Eukaryota, Metazoa, Chordata, Actinopteri, Cyprinodontiformes, Poeciliidae. The transcript is spliced from 13 exons.